Ilex paraguariensis (yerba mate) is the source of this 318-nucleotide messenger RNA. The record is from the annotation of a GenBank genome assembly. Lineage: Eukaryota; Viridiplantae; Streptophyta; Magnoliopsida; Aquifoliales; Aquifoliaceae.
AUGCCUUUCCUAGUCACUUUUGGUAAUACAGUUGCAAAACCAACAUUUUUCUUCCCAACUGUACUCAUUUAUCUUCUACUCAUUUUCUCCAACCAUUGGACCUUCACAUCUGCAAUGACCGAAACCACGGGCAUCGGGGCAAUCAUCGACGAUAGUACCCGUAUCGGCAAAGAAGUGAAAACAGCCAUGAAAGUAGCUGCUCAGAACUUCAACAACUCCUCCGUGUAUCGCAAGGUAUCUCUUCAUUUUCACAAUCCUGAGGGAAAUCCCAUCCGAGCUCUUUAUGCAGGUAGGUUAUUUUACUGUCUUUCCAGAUGA